CAAUAUUUAUUUCGUGGAAUUGAGAUGAUUAAAUAUUAUAUUCAAGUUUUAUUCAUUAUAUCGCUAGCUAUUUUCUAUGCUUUCUCAUUGGUCGAUGACAUUGAAGACGAAUGGAGCAAGUUUAAGUUAAAGUAUUCCAAAAAAUAUGAAAAUCACACUGAAGACUUGAUGCGCAUGAACAUUUUCAAAGAGAAUCGACAAAAAAUCGCCGAACACAAUGAAAUCUAUGAAAAAGGGCUAGUUUCAUAUCAGAUGGCAUUGAAUAAAUUCGCAGAUUGGACUAACGAUGAAUUUGUCCAAAUAAGUGGUAAAAUUGACAAAACACCAAAAUCUGAUGCGCAAAAUUCGAACAACGGCCUUAAUAAAACACUUUUGGCAUUAAUGCCAUUUAUUGAACCGGUCAAUGCUACAAUUUCAUCAUCGAUCGAUUGGAGAAAAAAAGGAGCCGUUAGUGAGGUCAAAGAUCAGGGACAUUGUGGUUCUUGUUGGACGUUUGCUGCGACUGGAGCACUUGAAGGACAAUACUUUCUCAAAACUGGACAAUUGCUGUCAUUAUCAGAGCAAAAUAUUCUUGAUUGUUCAACAAAUUACGUAACCCAUGGAUGCAAUGGUGGUUUUAGAUAUUACGCCUUUCAAUAUGUAAAAGAUAAUGGUGGAAUAAAUACCGAAGAAUCCUAUCCAUAUGAUGGCAGCGAUGAUAAUACUUGUAGAUUCAAUCCAAAGAACUCUGUCGCAACAGUUUUUGGUAUGGUAGAUAUUCCAGAAGGAAAUGAAACCGCACUGGUUGCUGCACUUGCUACAGUUGGACCUGUUUCGGUUUCCAUUGAUGCUACGCACUAUUCAUUCCGUUUCUAUUCGUCUGGUAUUUAUUUUGAACCAGAAUGUAUGUCACAAGAUGUGAAUGGCCAUGCGGUACUGGCAGUAGGUUAUAACAAAGACUAUUACAUCGUCAAGAAUUCUUGGGGUGAGAAGUGGGGUGAGGGUGGAUACAUUCGUAUCAGCCGAAACAAAAACCACUGUGGAAUCGCUACAUCAGCAAUAUAUCCACUCAUUGAAGCAUCUUCGGCUAACUAAAGCAACUAAUUGUACAUUUAAUCAAAUCAAAUUUUAUCACAAAUAUGCGACAAUUGUCUUUACAUGCACAGACAGAUACUUCCAAAUAAAUACAGUCGGUCUACUAUAAA
Messenger RNA from Contarinia nasturtii (swede midge), 1184 nucleotides. Its product is annotated as cathepsin L1-like. Gene Ontology annotation, molecular function: cysteine-type endopeptidase activity. The transcript has 5 exons. The coding region runs from base 25 to 1074 and encodes 349 amino acids. Gene Ontology annotation, cellular component: lysosome. Lineage: Eukaryota; Metazoa; Arthropoda; Insecta; Diptera; Cecidomyiidae. The record is from RefSeq and is a predicted model, not a curated record. Gene Ontology annotation, biological process: immune response.